Molecule: messenger RNA, 2036 nt
Organism: Diabrotica balteata
Lineage: Eukaryota; Metazoa; Arthropoda; Insecta; Coleoptera; Chrysomelidae
Source: the annotation of a GenBank genome assembly
ACUUAAAUAACGUCAUAGAUUUCGCGAAGACGCUUUGGUUUUUUCAAGUUCUGAAUGAGGUAAAAAUAAAGGAAAUUGGGAUACUGGGUAAUAAGAAUUCUAAUGGGAGCUCCAGUACAACAGGGAAAGCCAAAUAGACGAGGUCCUGGAAAUAUGAGAGGUCGUGGUGGAAAUGGAAAAAUGCGAGGGCAAGGGCGUGUGUUUAAUGGACAACCGCCAUUUGGGAAUCCAGGAAUGAUGCGAGGUGGUUUUAGAGGAAAUAUGAGGCCUCCACAAGGUCCUCCGAUGCGCGGUGGAAGACCCCCUAUGAGAGGACGUCCACUUCCCCCGCCGCCGCCAAGAAUGAUGGGACCCAGAGGGCCCAUGAUGCCUCCAAUGAGACCACCUCCACCAGGUAUGAGGCCUCCACCAGGUAUGAGACCACCUCCACCAAUGAUGAUGAUGGGUCCUAUGCCCCCACCAAUGAGAGGUGGCAUGUUUAGAGGAGGAAUGAGAGGCAAGGGCCGCUUUCCACCAGGACCACCAAUGCCUAACAACAAUUUCAGAGGUAUCAACAAAAAAAGCAAAAUCAUCAGAAAAGGUAAAACUAUUCCUGUUGAUGUAGAUCUAACCAAAUCGUUUGUGACAGAAGCUAUUAAAGCUGAAUUUGAAAAGAAAGAAGAAUUCUUCUAUAAAGCCAAGACUUCUCAGAAGAAGGAAGAUUGGAUAAAAUACAAGGAGCAACGAGAUAAAUGUGCAGAAGUUUAUGAGGAAGCCGAAAAGGGAUCUGCAGGGCAUCAGGAGGUAGGCAAUUUCGAAUGUAAUAACCCUGAAGAUGAGUACAUUGAAAAUACUUACGAAGAGAAUGAGGAUUUAAAUGAAACUGAUGAAUACACAGAAUAUGAAGACUAUAGCUAUGAAGAAAACAGUCAAUAUUAUGAAGAAAAUUACUAUCAUGGGUAUCAACAAGAAACGCAAGAAAUUCUUUUUACGUGUGAAAGUUGCGAGAGAGAUUUUUAUAAUCAAAAUCAAUAUGACAAGCAUAUGUCACAACACAAAACUUGUAAUUUAGACGGCUGUACAUUUACCGCUCACGAAAAAAUUUUGGAGAAACACGUUUUUAAUGCAACAUGCUACCGGUUUGUAUGACAGAAUUAGAAAUAUAAAUACUCCAGAAGAUAUAGCCAAGUGGGUGGAAGAUAGGAAGAAGAAUUAUCCCAGUAAAGAAAAUAUUAUGAAACGGCAGAUAAAACAGGAAGCCAUGUUGAAAAGGGGAGAAAGGAUAAAAAAGAACGAGAAUCGAUUUGGAAAAGAUAAAUAUCGAUUGACCAAAGCUGUAAAAAACAAGAAGCAACUUCAAAAGAAAAAACAAAAGCGUUCAUUUGUUAAAGAGAAGCAAACUGUAUCUCUAAUAGACGAAAAAGCUGAUUGGAAUGGAAAUAUGUUUCCCUUUAAAGGUACCUCUACCAUGGAAGAAGAAAAAGAAAAGGACCUAAGCGACUAUGAUGAUGAAGAAUGGAGUAGUGAGCCAUCCAAACCGAUGGAAAUGAAACUAAAUGGUGCUCUGAGUGCACUAAUGGGGGCAUAUAUGAGUGAUAGUGAAUCUGAAAGUGAAGCAACAAUUGUUAAAGUGACACCAGCUAAUAAACAAGAACCAAAAGUUGAAGGCAAAUACCCUGAUAGUGAUGGAGAACCUCCAACUGAAGUCAAAAAUCAAAAACAGAGUAAUGAAUGUACUGUGAUAGAUAAAAACGAAAUAGAAAUUUCCAAUUGUACACGCAAAAGAAAACGACAGCCAAAUAGAAAUAAGAGUCAUAAUAACAAAGGCCAUUUUAAAAGUACAAAACCUUAUGUGAAUCAUAGUAAAGAUAAAUUUCCGUAUGGUUUCAGAAAAAGGAAAGUUACGUUAUUAGAAAAACUUUUACAAAAUGAAAUUAGACAUGAACGAAAUGUUUUAUUACAAUGUGUUAGGUAUGUUGUAGAUAAUAAUUUUUUUAUGAAUAAAUUUUAAAUAUGUAUUGACGUUGACCUAUUGUAAUAUAUUUUUAUUACAUGAA